Molecule: messenger RNA, 2481 nt
Organism: Metarhizium brunneum ARSEF 3297
Lineage: Eukaryota; Fungi; Ascomycota; Sordariomycetes; Hypocreales; Clavicipitaceae
Gene: dsc1
Product: DSC E3 ubiquitin ligase complex subunit 1
Molecular function (GO): zinc ion binding
Source: RefSeq, a predicted model, not a curated record
AUGCCUUCUCCAGCGCAGAGUCCAGCAGGUGCCGUCCUCUUCAUCCUCUUUCUCGUGUGGAUGCUAUUCCCAGAAGGCGACUACCGAAGCCAAUCUCUUGCCCUGUCCGACUUGGCUGUUGAUCGACUCGCGCGAUACCGAGAUGCCCUCCACGUGCUGAACACGACGAGGUGGGGGGACUUUGCGCCCCAGAACAAAACCACCGACGAUGGACGUGAAGCAAAGCAUUUGAACCUUACGGGUUUCAGGGAAACAGACGGUUUCGCAUGGGACGAUUUAGAAACAUUCAGACAAAAGGGUCUGAAGCUGAGCCGACAUGCUGUUCCGCCCGUGGACGGCCAUCAGCUUUGGGAUGUGGCGCAGGGAGAGGCAAUGUGGACAAAUGCCUCGGGAACCGUCCAUGGGGACUGGGUUCGCAAGCCGGGCUCUGCUUUCCGCGGCUACGACAGCUACAACUUGUCCAGGAGCGUGCCCGAGGUGGAAUGGAUGGCGCACAAGGUCGAGUGGGCGCGCAACGUGACGGGCAAUGCUGGCAGGAUGAUGCUCCGACUGAGUGGGAAUAAGACGCUCACUCAUUACGAACAGCUGUCCAUGGACAUGGCGCCGUUGUCGGGCGGCAUCAUCCGCAGUUUGAGAGGCACAGCUACCAUCGAGGACACCAUUGGCUCGGGUUUGAACUGGGAGAUGAAGCUCUGGGGCGUCCAUUGGCCGCGGCAGGGCGUCAUCCUCAUGACGACGACGAGCGAGAAGUUUGAAGGCAUCUUUGCUUUGCCGCACUUGUCACCUGGCCCGGAUUUCUUCCAGUCGAGCCAGAUGUUGCUGAACCAGACGCUGGCCCGCGUCAUCCGCCGCAAAGAGAAGCACGUCUACGUCGAUCAACGGAUGCCGUGGAACUCGGACAUUGAAAACCCCAUGUACACAGCGUAUCCCUCACCGCACUGCGAAUAUAUCAUGUACGCCCAGGUUCAUCCGCCCAUUCCUCCCAAGCCGACCGAAGGCCAAGACGCGGCUCCAGGAGCCGUGGGAGACACCAUCAACGCCAUAGAGUCGGAGCUCCAGUAUCCCGUCGGCGCACCCAUCCCACGGAUACCCAAGCUCAAAAUGUCCGCCGUCGUAUACUCCCCGGACUGUUCGUUCUUUCUCGAGACCAAAGGACCGCCGGAUUACCCGCUCAGUGAAGCCGAUCAUCUCGUCGGCAUGAAGAAGGAAGUACAGACGCAUCAAAUUAAGACAUGGCUGUUGCUCUACGCACUGGUGGUGUUCGGCCAAGUCCGUCUUCUCCGAGACCAAAUGAAGGAAUCCUUCACGCCGUCCACCAUGGGCAGAAUUAGCUUCGGCACCAUCAGCGCCAUGUUGAUUGUCGAUGGAAUGACUUUCACCGCCGCAGCAACAUGGGUGUCCUCUGCAGCGGCCACCUUCUUGCCCACGCUGGCACUAAUGUUUGCCUCGUUUCUGAGCAUGACCAUUGGAGGAAGUUUCCUGGCAAAGAUAUACGAAGUCCAACUCCCCGAGAGCAGAGGCCGUCGCGAUCAGUCCUCCUCAUCCACCACAACCGCACAAGAUAGUUCCGCCAACUCCAUCGCUGCAACUCCUACACCAGGUCUACUCCCAGGCCCAGUGACGGCCUCUCAGCGCGUUGAAACACCCAUCAUCAUCCCCUCGGACCAAGAUAUAUCCGCUGAAAUUGCCGCGGCUGCCUCUGCCAUUCCCACUGCCAACCGCAGCAGCCCUUCCACCCCAGAAACACCAACCUUCCAAGCCAUCAUCGGCAGAUUCAUCUUAUUCUCUCUCUGCGUCUCCUUCCUCGCCAUCUCCUCGUCAACAUGGUACCCCCGCCCGCGGUCCGUAUUCCUCAACACCUGCGCAUUCAUCUACCUGUCCAUGUGGACGCCCCAAAUCUACCGCAACACUCUGCGCAACUGCCGCCGCGCGCUCGCAUGGCCCUUUGUCCUCGGCCAGUCUGUCCUGCGCCUCCUCCCUAUUGCCUACUUCUGGGUCAAGGAAGACAAUUUCCUCUACGCAACCACCGAUGUACCUGCGUUUGUGUUCCUCGCAGGCUGGGUCUGGAUCCAAGUCGUUGUCCUAGCCGCGCAACAAAUCGUCGGUCCUCGAUUCGGCGUGCCGCUGUCCUGGACCCCCGACGCGUGGGACUAUCACCCUGUUCUGCGAGAGGACAAUCUCGAGGGAGGUGGCCUGCCCAUCGGCCUGGUGGUCCCCGAGGAACGAAACAGCCUGGAUAGAGCCCUGGCAGGGGCUGAAAAGACCGGUGUCAGGCAUAUAGAUUGCGCCAUCUGCAGGGAGGUGCUGGAGGUGCCUGUCGUCAAAGCCGGCGAGGAGGAGUCCAGCGUGUCGGGCGUCUUCGCGCGGAGAAUGUACAUGGUGACUCCGUGCAGACACAUCUUUCAUACGGCGUGUUUGGAGAGCUGGCUGCGGUUUAGGCUGCAGUGUCCUAUUUGCAGGGACGAGUUGCCGCCCAUUUGA